Molecule: messenger RNA, 2853 nt
Organism: Scylla paramamosain (green mud crab)
Lineage: Eukaryota; Metazoa; Arthropoda; Malacostraca; Decapoda; Portunidae
Exons: 12
Coding region: 1926-2630 (234 amino acids)
Biological process (GO): lymphocyte proliferation; pericentric heterochromatin formation; DNA methylation-dependent constitutive heterochromatin formation
Cellular component (GO): nucleus; pericentric heterochromatin
Molecular function (GO): chromatin binding
Source: RefSeq, a predicted model, not a curated record
UUGUGUUCUCCAAACCCAACGAUGUAUCCUGAGGGACUCCACUCCGGCACACUUUCAUCUCGCCUCUCAUUCCUGGAACUUUAAUCAGUGAAGAACCUCGGGUGGAGACAAACUUGUCCUCUAACCUUAAUUAAGAAGCACUCCCACUGACCUGGCCCUCGUUGUGUGUGUGUGCCCUGUCUGAGGCUUCACAAAGUGCUUCGAAACUCGUCCAGAACCAGAGGCAGUGAACACAGACUCGAUGAACCCUUGUCGGCCAUGCAGAGGCAAACGACCGAGCUCAUUGUGACCCUCGUGUUUGUGCCUCUCUGUGUGCUGGCCUGGCAUUCUGUGUGGACGUGGCGGUGUUGUCUACACCGGUGGUGGUGAUGGUGAUAGCGAUGGUGAAUGUGCGGGACUGUGGUGGUGGUGAUGAUGGUAUUUGCGGAUGCAGCAUCUAGAAAUCGUGGUGGUGAUGGUGGUUGUUAUGGUGCUGUCAACAGUGGACACCAAACCUCAGUGGAGUUUAAGGAAAUACGUCGAAUGUGCUAAGAUGAAAAGUGCACAGAAAGCAAUGGAAAGGCUCACCUAAAGUUUAACAAUCUAAUAGUCCAGAGGUUCAAAAUUUUCAUCAGAGCCUUGGUGAGUUGAGACUUCCUAGUGGCUCUGAAUUUGCACACCAAGGCUGUUAUGGAGCAGUGCUGUCUGGUCCCUAUUGCCUUGUCUCUGAGGAGUCUGCAGGUGUACUCUGAGUGAGGGGGCUCUUACAGCAGGAUCUGGAAUCACUUAAGUACUGUAGAAUACAGAUAAAGUAUGGGCAAAUGAUUUGUGAGCCAUCAUAUAUAUCAACAACAGUAGUACAUAUCUGGGAGAGACUUCAUGAAGCAGAUAUCAACCAUGGUCCCUUCAAGUGGAUUUACUGUUCAGAUACUGAGCCUCUCUCCAGACUGGAAAUUGUGACUGAAGAAGAGGAGUAUUGUAGUCACUGCAGCCUUGCACCACAUGGGCAAAGAUGACCUGUAGCAUGCCGUUGAUGCAGAUGUUCUUGCACCUAGAUGUCAAUCCCUCAAUGAGGGCACCACAUGAGCUACACCUUCAUCCUCUCACAUUCACUGUACGUGUCUGUUCCACUCUUCGUUUCACUCUCAGCUGCCUGAUGUCUGGUGUAUGAUCCUGUACAGCUUAUUGGUGAAGACAUGGAGGUUUUUGUCUUGUGGUUCAAGAUGCGAGUCUGUUGCUGCUGCUGUCCAAUUAUCACCUGAAAGACAGUCAUUAUUAAUCAACCCUUCAGUCAUUUAAAAUUAAUAGAAGUAUUCAUGCUUAGUUGUAUUUCAAAAGGAACUAGUCUUACCAAAGAGAUAAAAUGCUAUUUCUCUCAGUGAUGAAAUUUAUAAGUUUGAUUCCAAUCAGCUCACACAGUAAAUAGAUAUGCUACAGAUUAAUGUUAUUUUAUUUCCAUCAAACCUAUAACAGCAGAAGGAAUUGCUAUCAAACUCCACUACAAUAAAAAUUCACCCACCUCCACCUAAGCCACAGUAUAAUUGAGAUGACUGGGAAGCUGAGGAACUUCAGAUUGGAAAGAGAACAGAGACAGGAAUGAGAUGAUGAAAGUGAUACUGACUGAGUUAGGGCAUGACAGGGAUGAGAGAGUGGAGAAGACAGGAAAAGAGUGGAUGGUGUUGUUGCUGGGACUGUGAAGAGAGGCGAAUGAAAGGAUGAUUGAGGCAGUGAAAGAGUUUCUGGAGAGAAUGUGGUGUGCCAGAGGUACGAACAAUUAGGAUAGAGGAUGCUGUUCGUUUCUCUUUUUUCCCCCCCUUCUACAGGAGUUGCCGAUCCAAAGGCCUGGCUCAGGAGUGAUCCUGUGCCACCUGUAGCAUCAAGAUCAAAACCAAGAUCAAGAUGGAGGACUCCAAUACGCUGAAGAGACAGUAAAGGCAGUGAUAGAAAUGAAUGAUAAAGAGUUGCCGAUCCAAAGGCCUGGCUCAGGAGUGAUCCUGUGCCACCUGUACCAUCAAGAUCAAGAUCAAGAUCUGUACCAUCAAGAUCAAGAUCAAGAAGCAGUGAGGGCAGCAGAAGAAAAGAUGUAUUUGGCUGUGGUGGGGGUCCUGCGGCGCCCACGGGAAGUUCAUGAGAGAUUCCCAGCACAUUUUUUUCAGCGGCAGGUGAAGAGAGAUGUAAACUCGGACAUUCCACCGAAGAGAGAGUUGCUUGUGUACACCCCAGUGACUCCCCUCCAGCUCUCACUGUACACGGCAACUCUCACAAGCAACAUGGAGGCGUAUGUGUCAAAGAACCCACAGUGUGACCUCCAAGCCCAGGACCACUGCCACCGCACGGGCCAAAUGUCCCCAGUCCUUGUCCUCUGCCUGAUCACCGCAGCCAGCACUGACGAGUGGACAGUGGAGAGAGCAGGGACCAAACGCAAACUAGAGCGCUUGAUUAUCCGGUCCGGCAAGUUCCGAGACGCCAGCCAGGGAGACCGGAGCUUCCAGAGGGUGGUGGGUGAGGCAGAGCUGCUGUCCCUGCUGAAGCAACACGACCACCAUAAGGAACACAGGGCUAGCAAGGGCCAUGGUCACAUCACCAAAGAGGAGCUAAACCAACUGCUCCACAGAAGUGACCUGACCAAGAAGAAGAGGAGAAGAAGCUGACUGGAGUUUUCAAGGUCAUUUUAGAAGAUUGAAAGGAAGAAAGGAAGAAAAUUAAUAAAAGGAUAAAUAAUGAAGAAGAAUUAAUAGAAAGAGGAAGAAGGAUGUAAAGGAAUGACAAAUUUGAUUCCUUUAAGGCAAAGCAUGUUUCAAUCAAGUUCUAUGACGUUGGGGGUCGCAGCUUCUCCCACCACAGCACCAGGUUAGCCCCGCAUCCCCCCCCACC